AUGUCAUAUAAUGAAUCAUCACAAAUUAAAUAUUGGAUGUUUAAUAAUGAAGGAUUAAAAAAAUUAAGAGAACAAUGUAAUAAUCAACAUAAACAAGUGAUUUUAGAAAAAACACCAUCAUCUGAACCAAAUAUACUAUCACCCGACGAUGAAUUAUCAUUAAUACAUUAUUAUGAAACUAAAACAUUAGAAAUUGCAAUGGCUUUAAAUUUACCUGAUAAAGUAUCUGCACCAGCAAUUAUAUAUAUAAAAAGAUUUUAUUUAAAGAAUAGUAUAAUGCAAUAUGGAGCGAAAUUGGUGAUGUUAUCAUGUUUAUUCAUUGCAUGUAAAACAGAGGAUAAUCAUUUAGAUAUCGAUUAUUAUAGUAAUAUUACUAAAGCAUCACCAUCAGAUAUUACAAAUUUAGAAAUUAUCAUUUUAGAAUCAUUAAAUUUCAAUCUAAUAGUUUAUCAUCCAUUUAGACCAAUGUAUGGUUACAUUUUAGAUAUUAAUGAUAACUCUGCAAUCUAUAAUAACACCAAUGGUGUAUCACCUAUUAAAUUUGAUACUCUUUGGGAAACUUGUAAAAAAUCAAUUCAAAAAUCAUUAUUUAGUGAUUGUUGUUUUGAAUUUCAUCCUCAAAUUAUUGCAUUAGCUUGUUUAAAUUUAAAUUGGGAUGGUUUUAAUAUGUAUUGUAUUAAUAAUAAUAAUAAUAAUAAUAAUAAUAAUAAUAAUAAUAAUAAUAAUAAUAAUAAUAAUAAUAAUAAUAAUAAUAAUAAUAAUAAUAAUAAUAAUAAUAAUAAUAAUAAUAAUAAUAAUAAUAAUAAUAAUAAUAAUAAUAAUAAUAAUAAUAAUAAUAAUAAUAAUAAUUUAUUAUUAUAA
This is a messenger RNA of Dictyostelium discoideum AX4, 861 nucleotides long. RefSeq lists its product as hypothetical. Gene Ontology annotation, biological process: regulation of transcription by RNA polymerase II. Lineage: Eukaryota; Evosea; Eumycetozoa; Dictyosteliales; Dictyosteliaceae. The transcript is spliced from 2 exons. The coding region runs from base 1 to 861 and encodes 286 amino acids. The record is from RefSeq and is a predicted model, not a curated record. Gene Ontology annotation, molecular function: cyclin-dependent protein serine/threonine kinase regulator activity. Gene Ontology annotation, cellular component: nucleus.